AUGCUUGUGCACCCAUUAGCUAGAAGAACCCUCUCUCCCAACCUAUUCAAGCUACGCCCAGUAUGCUUUCCAAAAGCCGUACCUAUUUUGUCACUUAGGAGUCUCCGCUUCAACUCAACCCAAUCCAACAAACUAUCAUCCAAGUCAUUAUUUGAUCCUUCAGUAUGGACAGUACCGAAUGUAUUAACUUAUACGAGAAUUAUUGCUACUCCUUUCAUUGGCUAUCACAUUAUUUAUGGAAGUCCCAUUACGGCUCUACUGUUGUUCACUUAUUCCUGCGUUACUGAUUUCAUUGAUGGAUAUAUAGCGAGAAGAUUCAAUAUGAAAUCAGUAGUUGGAUCAAUAGUUGAUCCUUUGGCUGAUAAAUUCCUUAUGACUAUAUGUACAUUAUCAUUAGCAUAUGUUCACUCAAUCCCACCUAUACUUGCAUCUAUCAUAAUUGGACGUGAUGUUAUACUUAGUUUUAUGUCAUUUUAUUACCGAUUCAAAAGUUUAACUCCACCAAGAACAUUAAACAAGUUUGUUAGUAUUGGACAAUAUCCAACAAUAAGUGUUCAUCCAAACUUUUUGGGGAAGUUGAACACAGCUUUACAAAUGCUUUAUAUUGGAAGCUUGGUGUAUAGACCACUUUUAGAAAGUGUUGUCAAUGAUGCUGCUUUUGAAGGAUUGGGGUUGAUUGUUGGAGCCACAACAUUAAUGAGUGGAGCUAAUUAUAUAUUCAACAAGAAUUCAUGGAAAUAUGUGAAAUAA
This is a messenger RNA of Lodderomyces orthopsilosis Co 90-125, 750 nucleotides long. RefSeq names its product cardiolipin synthase. Bases 1 to 750 code for a protein of 249 amino acids. Gene Ontology annotation, biological process: cardiolipin biosynthetic process. The transcript has a single exon. The record is from RefSeq and is a predicted model, not a curated record. Gene Ontology annotation, cellular component: membrane; mitochondrion. Gene Ontology annotation, molecular function: cardiolipin synthase activity. Lineage: Eukaryota; Fungi; Ascomycota; Pichiomycetes; Serinales; Debaryomycetaceae.